Molecule: messenger RNA, 702 nt
Organism: Ostreococcus lucimarinus CCE9901
Lineage: Eukaryota; Viridiplantae; Chlorophyta; Mamiellophyceae; Mamiellales; Bathycoccaceae
Exons: 2
Source: RefSeq, a predicted model, not a curated record
AUCGGCACUAUCGACGGCGAUACCGCAGUAUGCUCGCAAUCUUUCAACGCUGCGCUCGCUGCGGCGGGAGCGACGAUCGAGGCAGUGGAGAAAAUCGUCUCCGGCGAAACGAAUAAAGUCUUUUGCGCCGUGCGUCCACCCGGACACCACAGCGGUCCGCUCGGUCCAGUGGGUACGCCGAGCGAACCUAUUGGCACUGGUUCGCACGGCUUUUGCUUGAUAAACAACGUCGCUGUUGCUGCAGCUUACGCGCGAUGCGUGCACCGCAAAACGCUUCGUAGGAUCGCUUUGGUUGAUUUUGACGUGCAUCACGGAAACGGAACAGAGGCGUGCGUGCAAAACACCGCGCCGAGCGCGCCGCAAUUCAAGUACUCAUUACCAAUCGGUGGUGGUACGGGCGAGCAACCGUGGGUUUUGGACGUCGGCAUGGAGGGCACGGGUAAGAAAUCCGAGCGAGGCGCCGCGUGGCGUCGCGUGUGGAAGGGGAAGAUUUUGCCCGCGAUCAACGCUUUCGAACCCGAGCUUAUCAUCAUUUCUGCCGGAUUUGACGCUCACGCCAAGGAUGACAUUCAAGGACCUGUAAACUUGGGCGUGAAAGAGCAAGACUACGAAUGGCUUACGACGGAGUUGAUGAAGAUUGCGAAUUCGCACGCAAAGGGCCGCGUGAUUUCCGUCCUCGAAGGCGGCUAUCGCAUUCAGGGU